This is a messenger RNA of Hemicordylus capensis (graceful crag lizard), 3969 nucleotides long. It is a transcript of the gene NDRG3, whose product is annotated as NDRG family member 3. The record is from RefSeq and is a predicted model, not a curated record. The transcript has 18 exons. Gene Ontology annotation, biological process: signal transduction. Gene Ontology annotation, cellular component: cytoplasm. The coding region runs from base 176 to 1408 and encodes 410 amino acids. Lineage: Eukaryota; Metazoa; Chordata; Lepidosauria; Squamata; Cordylidae.
CUGCGCGUGCGCGAGAGCUGGAAAAACCUCGCAUCAACUUGCACUGCGCCUGCGUGGUCGCUUUCUCACACAUGCCGUUUAUUGCUGGUGAGGACUAAGGUUCACCUGCGUGGUGUCUGCUCGGGAGCAGGAGUGACUUGCCAUUUUACAACUAGUGCUGGUGUUCCUGGUAAAGAUGGAUGAAUUGCAAGAUGUCCAGUUAACAGAAAUCAAACCCCUGCUGAAUGAUAAGAAUUCAGCUCGCAACUUGCAGGAUUUUGAUUGUCAGAAUUUGACGGAUGGUGCUUUAUGGACAGAAGAAGAGGGAAAGAUCUUCAGAUGCCAGUCUUCCUUUGGAGAGCAUGACAUUGAGACGGCAUGUGGAGUUGUUCAUGUCACUAUGAGGGGUACACCAAAAGGGAACAGGCCUAUCAUCCUCACAUACCACGAUAUUGGCCUCAACCAUAAAUCAUGCUUCAAUGCUUUUUUCAACUAUGAAGACAUGCAGGAGAUCACCCAACACUUUGCUGUGUGCCAUGUUGAUGCACCAGGACAACAAGAAGCGGCUCCCCCUUUCCCUUCUGGAUACCAAUACCCCACUAUCGAUGAACUAGCUGAAAUGCUCCCUGCAGUUCUUACACACCUGAGCCUGAAAAGCAUAAUUGGAAUUGGAAUUGGAGCUGGUGCUUACAUCCUUAGCAGGUUUGCAUUGAAUCAUCCUGACUUGGUGGAAGGCCUGGUUCUUAUUAAUAUUGACCCAUGUGCAAAAGGCUGGAUUGACUGGGCAGCAUCCAAGUUUUCUGGGUGGACAACCAACAUUGUGGACAUUGUCCUGGCUCAUCAUUUUGGUCAUGAUGAACUGCAAGCUAAUUUGGAGCUGAUCCAGACAUACAGACUUCAUAUUGGACAGGACAUCAAUCAGGAUAACCUUCAGCUCUUUGUGGCCUCCUAUAACGGCCGUAGGGAUCUGGACAUUGAGAGACCGGUCUUGGGUGUGAAUGAAGAUGUAGCAAAAACACUCAAAUGCCCCGUCUUAUUAGUGGUUGGGGACAGCUCACCUGCAGUUGAAGCUGUGGUUGAAUGCAAUUCUCGGCUGGAUCCAAUAAACACAACACUGUUGAAGAUGGCAGACUGUGGUGGACUGCCCCAGGUCGUUCAGCCUGGGAAACUGACUGAAGCCUUCAAGUAUUUUGUGCAAGGAAUGGGCUACAUUCCUUAUGUGCAGCUCAGCCAUUUGAGCAAUGAGUCAGUGCCAUCUGCUAGUAUGACCAGGCUGAUGCGCUCCCGGACCCACUCUUCUUCCAGUGUAGGUUCUGGAGAGAGCGCUCAAAUGCGAUCGCAGACCAACAAUCCAGGAGAGGCAACAAUUGGAAUACCUGAAGCAGCUGAUGUCCAUGAUACCCCUCAGACUAUGGAAGUAUCCUGCUAAGCAAACACUUCUCUUGUGUAUCUAGAAAACCCUUUUCCUCCCUUUCUGAACCUGCCCAGAAUCCAGUGUUUGCCCAGACGAGGGGCAUUAAGGUGUUUUUUUUCUAACUUGUGCCUGCCCAUCCUAGCUGACACCAUUUCAUCGGUCUCUCUUUGGUACUAGUUUUAUCUCUGUUUUUUAUUUGGCUGAAGAAACAUUGGCUGCAUACAGACGUACCUGAAAACAGAAUUGGGUGGGUUUGGGAUUUGUUGCAAAGCGAGCUCUGCUUUCCCCCUGCUUUUGUUCCUGUACUGACAUGUACAGUCUCUGGACCAAAAACUGACUUCUCUGCUCUUCCUCCUGUUCACCCCCACCCCCACUGCCCAGUAAAUGCUUCAAGUGGACUGUCCACUUUUGUAGUUUUCCUUAAGCACCUGCAUGCUUAUCUGCUUAAACAUGUGUUUGGUGUUUUCUGAAAGUUCUUCUCCAACCCCCCACCCACCUCCACCGGCAUGUCAUACUGAAAAUUGCAGGGGGGUUCACGAUUGAUGCAUGGGUAAGCCAGUCAGUGUUGUGCAUAGUCCUGGUCUGAAAACCAAGGGAAAUAGCUUACUGAUUGACCAAGGAUUGUCCAAUCAGUGCUGCACACAUCCAGCUUCUACUCAAACUGGAAAACUCAGUUCCCACUAAAGUCAAUCUUAGCAAGAAGAUGGCUUGUAGUACAUAUGUGGUGAGUGCACUUCCUUCCACAGCAAGCUCACCACUAAAAUUCUGUACAUCUGUAUGCAUCCAGAACUGGCUAACAUUCCAUUGGUGCUAGAGGAGAGAAUUACUGUAUAUGCAGGUGCCAUCCUUUUCACUUACUUCCUGUGCUGUCGACCAUUUGCGUGGUGCACCCCCCGCCCCCGUUCUUAUUUCAAUAACAAUUUCUGUGGCUUUUGCCCUUAGAAUUGCUUUCUAAUUGUGCUACUGCUGAAGGUGGUUGGGGCUCUUGGCUGCAAUCUUUAUUAUGUCUUUGGGGUGGGGCUAAAGGUGGAACUCCAUGUUUUAAAACUUCUGGGGUGGGUCUCAAAUCCUGUACUGUUGAGCUCAGCAUGGAUCCCAGCACACUGCAUAGUUAGGUGACUUGCAGAAGUGCUAGGUCUUACAUGGCUGAACUGAGGAAACCAAAAGGCCUUGCUUGCCUGUCAACCUGCAAAAGGAUCUCUCACUAGGGCUGCUGGACCAUAGAUGAAAGGAAAGGGCAAGGCUUCUAAGGAACCUAACCCUCUCUGAGGUCCACUCUUCAACAGAGUAUAAGGGAUUGACGCAUUCUUCAAUAGCUAGAGCUGCAUGUAAUGGUUUUAAAGAUGGGCUGGAUGACGUUUGGGAUGGCUUUUACCACCCUGCAUUUUCUGUUAUCUCGGUUGUUUCAUUGCGCAAACUACUGUAGCAUAUGCCAGACAGAAAAACAAAAUCUAAAAUGAAACUCAGGCCAAAGAUUGAGGAAAAUAUUUAUGGUUGUUUAAUAAUGAAGACAAGCUCUAUUUUAUCCAACUCUAAGGUAUCAGUCGAAACGUUAAAACUUUCCAGUUCAGGUCUAAAUAGUCAUACAGUGUUCGGUAACAAAACAAUGAUUUUGAUAUAGUAGAAGCAGGCUUAGUCUCUCCAUUUUGAAUGGUUAGAUAAUGAAAAUUCAGAAAUAUUUGUUCUCUACUUACUGAAGUAGCUGGGCACUGUCACAUUGUAAUGCUAAUUCUAUGAGAAAUCCAUGUAAUUCUGUGUAAUCUCUUUUCAUUUUCCUGAUUAAAAACUGGAAUUUACAGCUACUCUGUCCACAACUACAUUCCCCCCAGAAAAUUGCCAAGCCCUUUAAAGAAUUAUCCUGAUGCUCUAGAAAAACACUGAAAUUCAUGAGAAUAAUUCCUGAACAUUGAAUGAAAUUAUGAGACAUUUUGUUUGCAAUUUGUGGGAAAAACAACCAACUUGUGAUCUGGUCAGCUGAGACUUCAGAAUACACCUUUGGGAUGUAUUCAGAUGUAGCUUUGGGAUAUCUGGAAGACCAGUGGCCAGUUUUGUAGCCUUUCCCUAAACAGAUACAUUGCUGCAAAAACAUUUGAUAUGCGAUUUGUUCUGUUCUUGAAAAACAGAACAAAAGUCUCUUGGGCUCUAUAAUUAAUGGCUAAGGGAAUGCAUUGUUGUACUGUAUACUGUAAUAAUCUGCUCUGAGGCCUGUCUUUUAUAUUUUUCAUAGGCUGAUAUUGAGCUUGACUGACAAAUAUGGUUGUCCUGGUAGAAGUGGGGAAACUUCUACCUAGACCAUAUUAUUGUCUUGAAUUCAAAAGGAUGUUGCUCUUUUGCAUCUGGCUGGGUCACAGAUGAUGAGAAGAGUGUCAUCUGGCAGGGAGUAAAAGAGCUGAUGAUGGGAAAGGGAUAUGCAGCUGACCUGUUCAUGAACUCAUGGAAGGAUAUCUACUUUUCACUGUUGCACAAGCUCCUUGGAGGAAAUCUGGUUCUGCUCUGUUUCAAGCAGGAGAUGGGACUGGGAUAUUCUGCCUGAGGGGGAAUUUGUACCAAUUAAAUAAAGCUAUAAUCAAGUCUGA